This is a messenger RNA of Zygotorulaspora mrakii, 213 nucleotides long. RefSeq names its product mitochondrial 54S ribosomal protein bL33m (gene MRPL39). Bases 1 to 213 code for a protein of 70 amino acids. The record is from RefSeq and is a predicted model, not a curated record. The transcript has a single exon. Gene Ontology annotation, cellular component: mitochondrion. Lineage: Eukaryota; Fungi; Ascomycota; Saccharomycetes; Saccharomycetales; Saccharomycetaceae. Gene Ontology annotation, biological process: translation.
AUGGCGAAGGCCAAGAGUAAGAACACGAUCAUCAAGCUGAUCUCGACAGCCGCAACGGGGUUUAGCCGUCAUAUUACAGUAAGCAGGGGCGCUCCUCUUGUGACGCAAGUGAGAUACGACCCAGUAGCGCAGCGUCAUGUCCUAUUUAAGGAAGCCAAGAAGCGGAAAGUGGCUGAAAAAAAGCCCUUAGACUUCUUGAGAACUUCCAAAUGA